CGAACCUCGGCGACUUUUUUUGGCAUCAUCGCAGCUUCAGAUGAACCAGCGGGGGAGUCUUGGCUAAUUUUAUUCACAGAGACGAAGCUUUUAGUCGGAACUCGAAUUCUCUACCUUUCAUUUGGCUUCUCUAUCCUUCUCUCUAAGCUAGGGUUUCUGUGAGGUACGCAUUUGUUUCCUUUACUGAAAGCAAAGCUUAUUAAGUACCUUUACAGUUUCUGUGAUCGUUCUCCUCCUAUGCAUGUUUGAAAUUGGUAUCGAUUAUUUGAGAACUUCAUUUGAAUAAUUGAUAAUUUGAGUUUCUAGUAUCGAUAUCUGUCUGUUUUUCCAGCUACUCCGGUGAUCAUAUUUACUAGGAGCUGGUUAUAUUCGGAAGCUUGAUUACUGAAUUGCUGAGGGUUUUUUUUUUUUUUUGCUUUUUGGGGGGCGGGGAGGGAGUGGGUUUAAGUUUUGUGUUUCUUAGGAUUUUUCACUGUUAGAUUAAUCGCAGCUUUGAAAUGGAUCCACGCCUUAGACGACAUGGUGGUUCCAUGAACGGAAUUCUUUUAGAUAAUGGUUCUUUUUUGGUUCAAUCACAAGAGGAUGGUAUAGGGUCUAUAUUUCAGAAUACCAUUAUGAGUCAUAGCUUCCAAGAAUUUGAUUGCCUUCCUCCUGAUCCAUCACCGAGUACUAUAGCCUCAAGUUCCAGCGUUAUCACCUCAUCUUCGAAUGAUGCGAGUCACGAGGAGGAUUAUCUGGAAGAUUGCGAUUUUUCUGAUGCUGUUUUGAGAUUUAUAAAUCAGAUUCUCAUGGAAGAAGAUAUGGAGGACAAGACUUGCAUGCUACAAGAUUCUUUGGAUCUUCAAGCCGCUGAGAAACCAUUCUACGAGGUUCUCGGGAAAAAGUAUCCUCCUUCCCCGGAGCCAAAUAGAUCUCUGGGCAAUCAAUACAGUGAUAGCUUCAAUGAAGAACUUUGUGGAGAUAGUAGUAAUUACCUGAUUGGUUACAAUAAUACUUCUUAUUAUGGUGAUGAUAACGCUUUUGAAACUCAGAGUGGAGAUGUGUUUCGAAUCAGAAGCACCUUAGGUGAUACUAUUUCUCCAUCAUCUAAUAGCUCCUCAAAUAGGAUAGUUAAUGGGGCUGAUGGGUGGGUGGACUUCUCGAAUAAUGCAAUUCGAAUCCCUGAGCCUAACAACAGAAGCCAAUCUAUUUGGCAGUUCCAAAAAGGGCUUGAAGAGGCUAGCAAAUUUUUACCCGGUGGAAACAACCUGUGUCUUGAUUUUGAGGGAAACGAGUCAGCAACUCAGGGUUUGGAUGAGGGAACGUGCCAGAUGUAUGUGAAGGCUGCAAGAAAUGAUCAGAGGAAGACUUUGUCACUUGAGUCACGAAUUAGAAAGAAUCUGCAUGAUGAGGAUGGAGAUUUGGAAGAAGAGAGAAGCAGCAAGCAAGCAGCUAUAUCUACCGAGUCAACCUUGCGAUCUAAGAUGUUUGAUAUUGUGUUGCUUUGUAGUGCAGGGGAGGGGCACGAUCGGUUAGUUUCAUUUCGACAGGAAUUACGGAAUGCUAAAAUCAAAAGCAUGCUGCAGACUGGGCAACUAAAGGAGUCUAAUGGUGGGAGAGGUCGUCGGAAGAAGCAAAGUGGGAAAAAGGAGGUUGUGGAUUUGAGAACUCUUCUGAUUAGCUGUGCUCAAGCUGUUGCAGCUGAUGACCAUAGGAAUGCUAGUGAGCUUCUAAAGCAGGUCAGGCAACAUGCUUCUCCCUUUGGAGAUGGAAAUCAGAGACUGGCCAGUUGUUUUGCCGAUGGUCUGGAGGCACGCUUGGCAGGUACUGGUAGCCAAAUUUACAAAGGUCUAAUUAAUAAAAGAACAUCUGCUGCUGAUGUUUUGAAAGCCUAUCACCUGUAUCUUGCGGCCUGCCCAUUUAGGAAGAUCUCUAAUUUUACUUCAAACAGGACUACAAUGAUUGCUUCUGAGAAUGCAACUAAGCUUCACGUCAUAGAUUUUGGUAUUCUUUAUGGUUUUCAGUGGCCUACUUUAAUCCAGAGACUGUCAUGGAGAAAAGGUGGACCUCCAAAGCUUCGGAUUACUGGAAUAGAAUUUCCCCAGCCUGGCUUCCGUCCAGCAGAGAGAGUUGAGGAGACAGGCCGUCGGUUGGAAGCCUAUGCAGAGACUUUUAAUGUGCCAUUUGAGUAUAAUGCCAUAGCAAAAAAAUGGGAAACUAUUACAGUUGAAGAUCUCAAUAUCGAUCAGGGUGAGUUCAUAGUUGUUAAUUGUUUGUAUCGAGCUAAAAAUUUGCUUGAGGAGAGUGUUGCUACAGAGAGUCCUAGAAAUACUGUUCUUAGAUUGAUACACAAAAUUAAUCCUAACUUAUUCAUCACUGGCGUUGUCAAUGGGGCAUACAAUGCUCCUUUCUUCGUUACCAGAUUUCGAGAGGCCUUGUUUCACUUUUCUGCUAUCUUUGAUACGCUUGAAACUGUUGUACCUCGUGAGGAUUGGGAGAGAAUGCUAUUGGAGAGAGAGAUCUUUGGUAGGGAGGCUUUAAACGUUAUAGCAUGUGAGGGAUGGGAGAGAGUGGAAAGACCAGAAACAUACAAGCAAUGGCAAUUCCGGAUCAUGAGGGCUGGAUUUGAGCAACUUCCUUUUCAUCCUGAGAUUUUUGAGAGGGCUGUUGAAAAGGUGCGGUCAAGUUACCACAGAGAUUUUUUGAUUGAUGAAGAUAGUAAAUGGAUACUUCAGGGAUGGAAAGGUCGAAUUAUAUAUGCCAUCUCUGCAUGGAAACCUACUCAAGAGUGAACAUGAUGAUGGAAUUGUGCUGAUCAGGGCUGCAAGUGUCUUUUGGCUCUUUGAUAUUCAGUCAAAUGAGAUUGCUCCAGGACCAAGGGGUUAACUGUGGAGCUGUUUCGAAUUUGAAAUUAAGUGUCGCGAAAGGCUCCAAUGCGCCCUGCAUAGGAUUUUGUUAGACAGAAUCAACGAGGAGACUUCUUCCCUCCCUAGAUAGACAAUCUAUAUUUUAGCAAUGUCUUUUCAGUUGGAGAAUCAACAAGGCUAAGACAUGUCAGGCUUCAACGUCAUUUGAUCCCUAAGCCGCAGGUAUAAAUACAAAACCAUUUUUUUUUUUCUUUUUUGUCUGAUCUGUUUUUGUCUUGAGAGUGUUCUUCAAAAGAAGAUAUGAACCUCUCUUCUCCCAAGUGCCCAGAGUUUUGUUCUCUUCCAAUUGAAUCUCAAUAAAGAUCUGUUUCCUCAUAGACCUAUAGAAACCAUUCUGAAACCUCUGUUUGUUUCUCCUUUUCUUUUCUUAAUAGCAGAAAGGAGAAACAUAUUUGAGUAUUAUAUAGCCAACUUGACGUAUGGUAAGAUAUUAUAUAUAGCAUAUUUGAGUAUUGUUUAGGA
Cucurbita maxima (winter squash) is the source of this 3368-nucleotide messenger RNA. RefSeq names its product scarecrow-like protein 9. Lineage: Eukaryota; Viridiplantae; Streptophyta; Magnoliopsida; Cucurbitales; Cucurbitaceae. Gene Ontology annotation, biological process: regulation of DNA-templated transcription. Gene Ontology annotation, molecular function: DNA-binding transcription factor activity; sequence-specific DNA binding. The transcript has 2 exons. Bases 498 to 2771 code for a protein of 757 amino acids. The record is from RefSeq and is a predicted model, not a curated record. Gene Ontology annotation, cellular component: nucleus.